This is a messenger RNA of Paralichthys olivaceus (Japanese flounder), 8601 nucleotides long. It is a transcript of the gene map2k7, whose product is annotated as mitogen-activated protein kinase kinase 7. NCBI's taxonomy places the organism in Eukaryota, Metazoa, Chordata, Actinopteri, Pleuronectiformes, Paralichthyidae. Gene Ontology annotation, molecular function: ATP binding; protein kinase activity. Gene Ontology annotation, biological process: protein phosphorylation. The record is from RefSeq and is a predicted model, not a curated record.
GGAGAGAGAGGGGGAGUAGAGAGAGGGGGGAGUAGAGACUCUGCUGGGAACUACAUGGUGCUCAAUUUUUCAAGAUGUCGUCGCUGGAACAGAGGCUGUCGCGAAUCGAGGAGAAGCUAAAGCUGGAGAAUGAAGAAGCUCGCCGGAGGAUCGACCUGAACAUCGACAUGAGUCCGCACCGGUCACGUCCCAGGCCCAUCAUCGUGAUCCAGCUCAGUCCUGCUCCAGCCCCUUCCCAGCGUGCAGCGCUCCAGCUGCCACUGGCCAACGACGGAGGCAGAAGUUCAUCGUCUUCAGAGAGCUCGCCUCAGCACCACCCCUACCCCAGCCGCCCGCGACACAUGCUCACCCUGCCCACCCCUCCGUAUGGCCUACAGAAGAGUUUAGAGAAUGCAGAGAUUGAUCAGAAACUGCAGGAGAUCAUGAAACAGACUGGUUAUCUGAAGAUUGAUGGUCAGCGGUAUCCAGCCGAGGUGACAGACCUGAUCAGUGAGGGGGAGAUCGGCAGUGGGACCUGCGGACAGGUUUUCAAAGUACGAUUUAAGAAGACGGGCCAUGUCAUCGCCGUCAAACAAAUGCGUCGUACAGGAAACAAGGAUGAGAACAAGAGGAUCCUGAUGGACCUGGACGUGGUGCUGAAAAGUCACGACUGCCCUUAUAUCAUCCAGUGCUACGGCGCCAUAGUUACCAACACGGAUGUAUUCAUUGCCAUGGAACUAAUGGGAACAUGUGCGGAGAAGCUGAAGAAGAGAAUCCAGGGCCCCAUCCCAGAGCGAAUUCUAGGAAAGAUGACAGUGGCAAUAGUGAAAGCGUUACAGUACCUAAAAGAGAAGCAUGGUGUCAUUCACCGGGACGUCAAACCCUCCAACAUCCUCCUGGACGCUAAAGGUCAGAUCAAACUUUGUGAUUUCGGCAUCAGUGGACGCCUCGUCGACUCCAAGGCCAAGACCCGCAGUGCUGGCUGUGCCGCCUACAUGGCUCCAGAGAGAAUAGACCCUCCAGAUCCAACCAAACCUGACUAUGACAUCCGAGCAGAUGUGUGGAGUCUUGGCAUCUCUCUGGUGGAGCUGGCCACAGGACAGUUUCCCUACAAGAACUGCAAGACAGACUUUGAGGUUCUGACCAAAGUGCUGCAGGAAGAUCCUCCUCUGCUGCCUCUCGGCAUGGGCUUCUCCCUCGACUUCCAGUCCUUCGUCAAAGACUGCCUCACAAAGGAUCACAGAAAAAGGCCAAAAUAUCACCAGCUGCUGGAGCUAAGUUUCAUCCAGCGUUACGAGGUGCUGGAGGUGGACGUGGCCGGUUGGUUUCAGACGGUGAUGGAUCGCACCGAGUCGCCUCGCAGCAGCCAGUGUUACAGCCAUCAACACCAGCUCCACUCGCUCUUCAGUAGGUAGCCUAGCCCAGCCCGACGUUAGCUUAGCCAUACGCUAGUCUAGCCUAGCUUUAGCUUUGCCAAGCCCAGACUCAAGUCUGUCCUAGUCUAGUCCAGCGUCAUCAGCUAAGCUUAGCGUUAGACCCAGCCCACCAGUCCAUCUGUCCAUCGCAGAGCAUGGAGAAGAGGAGGAAGCAACGGAGGACUCUGGAUGGACAGAUGGACGAAGAGAUAGACUGAUGGAUGGAUAGACGACACAGGUGGUUCUCUUUGUAAUGACAUCAUAUCCGGACAGGCAGACACGGGGAGGAGGGAGCAGAAAAGGGACCGACACUGUAGUUAGCUUCUUUUACGUACCCACUGUUACAUCUCGUUACACUAUGUCUCACGCACACACACUUCAAUGCAAACUUGUGUGUGUCUUUUAUGUGUUUAUACAUUUCCUACACUUGUCAUUAUUUUGUCACCUACACGUCUGUCUCCAGCAUUGAUCCGAGCUAUUGGAUUAGUAAACAGCGUAGUCUCUACACACUGGAACAAAGCAUCUGCUACAUUAGCACUCACAGGUCACUCUUGUACAUAAACGUUAAGGAGGACACCGCAGUGCAAUUAUAGCUCUUCAGGUGUUUCUACUAUCACACACUCUCAGGCUGUAUCUGUGUGUGUUUGUGUCUGUGAGUGAGUAUUUUCAUGUAUGUGCGUGUGUGAGAGAUAUCCUGACACAGUCACCGGUUGUUUUCAUAAGAUUAUAUUUGCUAGUCAUUUAUUCAUCUUUACACUACAGCUCUAACACAAACAAAAACAAAUUCACCUGUUGGCUCAUUUUUAACACUUAACAAUAGUAAUUCUUAUUAACUGUGCUAUGAAACAUGUUUAGAAUCAUCGUCAUUGUAUUUAGCUGCAUAAUUGGAAAAACACAACGAAAAAGAAUCACAAAAAAAUUAGUGUUGGAUUCCAGUUUUUGUGUUUCUUUGUGAGAUAGAAGAAGUCAAAGAUAUAUGGAGGGAUAGUAAAAAGAGAGAAGAGGAGGUGGAGAAGAGUAGCGUCCAACUCUUUUAAAGCGCUGGAGAUAAAUUUGAGGACGGGAGAUGAUUGCUUGUUGAUGACCAUUUGAAGGACUGAAUUAUUGUUACUGGUGCAAGAAACGAGAUAGAGGUUGGAGGUAAAAAAAACAAGGUAUGGAGAAGUGCUUUUUCAUUGAGAGGACUGAGGACAAGAGCUUAUCUCGUACAAAGGAUCUAAAUGGAGCAGAUCUUAUAACCUGUGGAGUAUUUCUUGACUUCACUCUCUGUUUGUCUACCUCUUCCUCUUUGUCCACCUCUCUGUCUGCCUCUGCUGUUUAGAGUAUUGUACUGCUCCACAGUGUUUUCAGACCAAAGGCUGCGCGUAGUUUGCUGCUGGUGGAGGCCGAGAGAUUUAGACCUGACAUUAUGCAACCUCACAGACAAGUCUUGUGAAAGAAUAUUUGAGUGUUUUUUGAAGAGCAGGGGAUUCAGUCAACUGGCCCAGGUUUAGAAUUAAUUGAUAAACAGCACCAAUUUAUCGUUGGUUUUUUUUUUGUUUUAUACCUUUCCUGAGGUUUUUGUGUGCGUCAGUCUCUUACUGUAGGCCUAUGGGUUUUUCCCCUCUCUUUUUCUUAGUGUUGGAAAAUAGUUAAAAUGUCAAGCUCUGCAGAUUCUCAGGGUCAUAAUUGUUUCUUUGUUGUUUCUCCCCCUGGAUAAAUGAUCAGAGAUCCAAUCAGUUAUUUAGCGUAAACCUCUCCACUAACAAACAAGACAACCAACAAACAAAUGGACUGGGGUAAAACAAAACCUUCUUGGUUUUCUGUUCUACUUGAAAACAUUCUGAAGCAGCAUUGUUCCUCAAACCAUGUCGAGCAGUAUCACAGAUAUGAGCGAGAACAGAGGGAAAUACGAGCCCCUAACCCCUAACCCUAACCCUCUGACCAGUGGCCCCCAGAUAAUUGGCCUCUGAGACCCCUGACCUAGACUAUUAUUAAGAUGAAAGUGACUGUGUGUCUCUCCUGAAUUGGUUAACGUACCUUCAGAGGACUGGUUUACAGAGACUGACUGACUAAAGUCCUACUGCCUCCCCUGGUACAGGGCUAUAGCCAAAGCCUGACUCAAAGCUCCUGUACCCCAUCAUGCACCAAACCAAAUCACUGCUACACACAGAGACCUGAGGAGAGGCGUUGAUUGAGACAGGAAACUGUAAAGUGACAGAGAGAGGAUGAGAGAUGCAGGAAUGUUGUCAAGAUGGCAGAAGAGAUGAGUUGAUAUGUGAAGGACAGGAAAAAAAGCGGAGAAGUCAGAGUGAGGUGAGAAGGAAGAUGGGGAGUAUUAAGAAAGUGGAAUAGGAUGUUGAUGAAACGUCUGAGACAGACUGGAGUUGGAGGACAGGAAGUAAGAGUUUGAAAAAGGAGACAGGACACAGGGAAGGAAAACAUCCGGCUGAGUUUCACAGGGCUGCUGAGCUCUGAGGCCAGCUGUUUUUUGUAAAAAGCUUUCAUUGUUACACCAACCUACCAAUUUUGAUUCUAGCGAGUAGGUUACCUUCUUGUGUUUAUGAUGUUCUGUUGAAACUAUUUUAUUUAUUACAUUGCUACUGCUGCUAUGUUUUAUUGCUUUAGACGCUGCUGUCACCUUUUUUCCCCAAAGCAUAAAUACUUCAUUAAUUUUUCUUUCAAGCCAAAUAAAUGAAAUAAUGCAAAGUCUACAUGUGUUACCAAAUACUGAAGAGCAAGUGUGAAGAGGGCAAAAGCAAGUGAGAGGUUGCGAGGUGGAUUAGAAGAGAAAAUGCAGGGAGGUUAGCGUCACAAGACAAACUAACACACACGUUAUAAACACACACCUCACCUCAAAUGUAGCUUUGUGUGUCAUGGUAGUAGUCGAUUGUCUGUAUCCCAUCGUCACGAUACAUUUCUGUACAGUGUAGAUAUGAUUAGAGGGGAUGUCUGUCUGUCCGGAUGCUCUGUCACGUCCAUCCAUCCCUCUGUCUGUCCACAGGUCGCCUGCAAGCUUGACAACCUUGACAGUUCACACCAAAGGUGUCCACAACUCAACAAAAAUACGAAAGCGUUGUUGUUAUUGUUAUGACUAUUGUUAUUGACAUUAUAAUUGAUUACUCUCAGCUAUGAUUAUAUAUAUGAAAUCUCUCUAUAGCUAGUGGGAGAGGGGGGGUGGGGGUGCUGUAGUAUAGCAGUACUGUGUGUGUGUGUGUGUGUGUGCGUGCGUGUCAUAUACUGUACAGGGGGAGACUGGAGUGCUAACACACUACGAGGGCCAAGCAAUAAAAACAGCCGACUCAUCUCUCUGCUCAGUGAGUGAUUAACCAAUGACCUGUGUCAGGAAGUAAGUUAAACUAACACCCGGGCCACACUGGAUGAGGGAGCGACACAUGCACGUCACUUAACAAGGUUUUCAUUGUUAUUGCAGGAGUGAAGGAUGCACAGCUUGAUACUGUAGUGUCCUGGCAUGUAGUUGUGUAUAAAGCCAUACUUUUAGGAAAUACUGCAGUCAUACCAGAAACUUCAUGUAGCAGCUAAUACAGCGAACACGGUCCCUGUAUGAACAACAGAUGCACGUGAAACGCAGCAGAUCGGCGUCACAGUCGUCACGCGCUGCACAUGCACACAGUGCCGCCCGGAUGUCAGUCUAACUCUCUUUUAGGUUUCACAAACCCACCUUAUCAAGAAAGAGGCAGAAUGCUCAGUUAAAAGCCAAUCAAAUGUUAUAGAAUAAAGUAAAAACUACUAUACGAUAUCAUCACACAGCUGGAAUAAAGUAGGAUCAGGCUCAAAAUAAUUCUAUAUAAUGUGUCUUUUUAGAGAGCAGCUCUGGCAAUUGAAUAUUUUUUGUCCAUAACGACUUUAAUAAUGGCCUCAUUUGAAGCAUUAGAGGCAGAGACACCUUGACUGUAACUCACUAACUUAUGUCUCCCAGAUAUGUCUCUGAUGAUUGGACAAUCUGUUAACAUGUUAAAGUUAACCUGAUAGCUCUCUCUGUUACCAUGGAGAUUUACCCCUAUAAAUCUGACCACAAAUAGCUCGACUCAGCUUCGUGAUACAGGCCCCUGAGCAGAUGAGACAGAGUUGGCACAACUCCGUUAGCUCAGCCUUUGUCUGGUUUUAAUCUUGAGGCCAAGCUGUGACCCUGGACCUGAUCUAAAGCCACGGUUUACCUUCAGCAGUGAACGGGGCUGCUCUGCUCUCUUAAACUCUCCAUCUAACAGGAGAGGACAGUGGCUCACUGCUCAGCCUCCUCUGAUUCAAACUGUUGUAUAUAAAUCUGGAUCUGGUGCUUAGCAUCCAUCAGCUGUGCUGCGCUGGCAGCACGGCCUGAGGUUGUAUCAUUGGUGCAGUUUUAACUAUAAUCAUGCUAAGAGACAGUGCAACCCACUCUCACUGUAACGUUCACUGUUCAGUCUCUCUCUGUGUGUCUCAGCUAACGUGUCCUGACACAAAGCUGGACCCAGUCUCCCACUGUUGAGGUUCUCUGUUAUUAAGCUGAUGUUGUAUUUUACUAACACACGCACAUGCUCGCUCACCCCUGCUGUUAGCGUGCAUUUCCAUCCAAACACCUGACCGGGCGAUGGUGCCACGCUACACCUCUUUAAAACCAAUCAACCCAGAUGUGCUUAUGACACGUCUAUGUGACUUGUGUAAGGAAACAAAUUGAUUACCAGCCCACACACACACACCAUUCUACACAGCAAUGCUAGCUACUGCCAACACUGGCUUUAUGUGUAUAUUAGCUUGCUGUGUACAAGGCCAGCGCUGUAUAAAAACAGCUAGUUCAUAGCGUGUACCUGCGCUGUGCCUUGGCACAGAACGAGAACAUGUGUGUGUGUGUGUGAGAGAGUGUGCGUGUGUUGUCGCCACAUCUGUAAGUAAACCAAAUAUCAUUUUCACUAUGCAGUCAUUCAAACCAUGUCAGCUUGCCUGGAUGGGGGAAAAGGCCUCCUGUACAUACAGAUAAACCGCAAUUAGCAACGCUGUGUUUUAGGUUUUUUUUGGUUGCCCCCUCCGCCCACAGCUAGCUCACAGAGAAAUGCCAGAGCGAGAGAUGUUUUGAAUGAACUGACAAAUAUUUAAGGAUUGUACUGGGGUUGGGAGGGAUGUGGGUUAGACUGGGGUUUGUAGAUUUUGGGGAGAUACAGAUCAAUGCUGUAAAGUAUAUCGAUUGCAUGUUAUUGUCACGCUGUAACUGCUAUUGUUUUGGGGUUUUUGUCGGUUGGGGCGGGAUGCACAAAACUUUAUCCUUAUUUAUGAUUUUUACACAUAUAGUCUGUAUUUUUUUUGUUUUUGCAAAAAUUUCGACUUCAUUGUGUUCUUUGCCUUUUCUUUCCAUCAAUUUUUGCAAUAUAUGUUUUCACUUUGGACCCGUAACUAGAUGACGAAGAGCAGGGGGAGGAGAAGGAGCUGUAUCUUUAUCGGCAGACAGUGUUUGUUUGAAAAUGUCCUUUUUCCCCUCAUUCAUGUGCCGUGUGUCUUUCUUUUCAUUUAGCAGUGUGAGCGAGCAGUGAGCGUGUGUGUGAUGUUUAUUUGUUUACCAAAAGUCUUUAUUGAUGGUGAUUAUUAUUAUUAUUAGCUUUUACUUUUGUUUGUUGUUUUCUAGAUUUGGAUUAUUAUGAUUACUAUUAUUACUGUUUUUAUUAUUAUAAUUGUUUUGUUAUUAUUAUUAUUAUUCAGGGCAAAGAUGACACCAAAUUGAACAAAGAAAUGAAUGGGUAAUCCCAGAGAGAGAGAGAGCAUCUAAAGGUUUCUUUCACUGGCGGGGUGGCAUCGCCAUUUUCUCACUUUACGCUGUAGAGUUUUUCCACCGAAUUUAAACCGCCACGUAAAGAUAACCUCUGAACUGAAAGUCUAAUAGUAUUUUUUUAUUAUUUUUAUUAUAUAUUGUUUUCCUUUUGAUCAGAUAUCAUGAUCAGUUUAUUUCUUGUUACCCCAGUUAGGGUCAUAAAUCGCGUGCUGUUAUUUUAUGCUUUCCCCCUCCGUUCAUCCCUGCCCACUGCUUUUUGGAUUUUAUUUUGUAUUUUAUUUGAUGAUUAUUAUUUUUUAUUCUUUCUGGUUUGUCUGAUGCUGUAGUAUUGAGCUGAUUGGUCUAAUACCAGAGCUUGUUUUUUUUCCUUAAUGCUGAGACUGUCGUGACUGAUGUUGCACUUGUGAUGGGUUUUAUUUUGUUAUUUUCGUUUUGUUUUGUGUUGCAGAUUUGGGGGAUUGUUGUGCAGAGAGGAGAAUAUCGGGUGUUUUCCUUAUUGACUUAGUCACAGCAGUUAUUUUAUCAAUCAUAUAGAUCUGUGGCACAGAACAAGAAAAUGAUUCAACAGUGUAUUUUUCUCACUGAUAUUUAUUUAUUGGUCAUUUGUAUGUUGUUUUAUGUUUGUUUGGUUUUUUUUUUUAUGUGUAUUGCUUUUUUUAUGUGGGGGCAAAUAAGACUCAAGGUAGAGGAGUGGUCUCUCUGGUUGACAUUUUACCAUUGUGUACAGAAAAGCAAAAUGUUGUAAUCAAAGUCAUCACACUAACACAUUUUCUACAAAGUAACAGGUGAGAAUAGAAACCUGCUUCAUAUUAAGAUGCACCGUUUCCAUUAUCACCCUCUGAGAUGGUCCGACACAAAGCGCUGAUGCUUUCAAACCACAGCACAGCGUAUUUGAACUCUGUAUUGUUUGAAACUUUGAUGGUUUUUAAUCAGUAAUGAAUGAAUGCCGACUACAAAGCAGACUAGAUUUAUUUCUUUUAUUUUUUUAAAGGUUUAAUGUAUUUGAGCUGAUGAUAACUACUACAAUAGUGGACUGAUUGGCUUGUUAUUAACCUGCACGCCCUCUGUUAGCGAUGUGGGACUCACCUGCUCUAACGUAUCAUUGAGGUUUGUUGCUUGGUUUUUUUUAAAAUGCCGUUCUCUGUCUAGAUUGCAUGAAUUCGCUAGUUAAGUUAGCAGGGAGGGGGGGGUCGACUUCAUUCACCGCUGUUGCAGUCCAAAAGGCUUCUCGUGCGUACGUCACCUCAGAUAUAUUGUCUCGACAGUUGUAUCAGUCCACACAGCUUUACAGCCUGAUUCUUUUAUGAAUUUUGUUUGAUUGUUUUGUUUUAUUUUGUUUUUGGCUGUAUUUUAUUCCCCCCCCAGUGUCAUUUCAAACAGAAUAAAUGCCAUUAUAUUGUGAAUACCUCAGGAUUUUUUGGAGAAAAAAAACAAUAAAACACUUAAAAAUAAAAUAAAUAAAAACUCGUA